CAGUUCGUUUCGACAUACAUUGUGAAAAUUUAUUGGGUUGUUUUUAUUGUUUUUCAAAAUGCAGAACCCCAUUUGCGAGCCGUUCACCAGUUGGCCAAUGAAGUUCGACAUUAACCAGCUGGUGAAGGAGUUCCAACCGGAGGAGAAGGGAGGCGUGGUGGACGAGGACAAGUCGCCAAGGGAUUUUGUCAAUCUCCCCGACAAUAAUUGGGUGGUUCUGCCCAGUUUCAAGUACCAUUUCGAGCAUCUGACUCCUUAUCUCUCGACUCGCCUGAACAAAUAUAUGCGAUGUCGCUUUCGCAGAUUUCUGGACAAUGUUCCGAGCAACUACGUCACCAUCUCUUUAUAUGGCUCCAAUGUUAGCAACAUGCCCAAGCCAAGGCGAAAGAGUCUGAAUGGUCAAUUCUACGGAGUGGAUAACAAACUGGCUCCAGUUCCUGCCGUUGCCGAUCCCCGAUCUCCACAACAUCGAAAAUAAGAUAAAAAAUCUAUUUUUGGAACAAGUCUUCAGAAAUAAUACUUUAAAUUAAUUUAAUUUAAAUUACUAGUAAAUUAAAAAAAAUAAUAUA
This is a messenger RNA of Drosophila biarmipes, 569 nucleotides long. RefSeq lists its product as uncharacterized. Lineage: Eukaryota; Metazoa; Arthropoda; Insecta; Diptera; Drosophilidae. The record is from RefSeq and is a predicted model, not a curated record. The coding region runs from base 59 to 478 and encodes 139 amino acids. The transcript has 2 exons.